Molecule: messenger RNA, 5685 nt
Organism: Neoarius graeffei (lesser salmon catfish)
Lineage: Eukaryota; Metazoa; Chordata; Actinopteri; Siluriformes; Ariidae
Gene: dtna
Product: dystrobrevin, alpha
Exons: 22
Coding region: 160-2277 (705 amino acids)
Biological process (GO): synaptic signaling
Cellular component (GO): plasma membrane; synapse
Molecular function (GO): zinc ion binding
Source: RefSeq, a predicted model, not a curated record
CUGACAGUUUCUAAUUUCAGCCGGCUGCUCUCGCUUCACUGCACUGCUUUUGUUGUGGUGCUCGGGCCUAUUGAGGAAGCAAGAGGGACGUCUACGGAAGGAGCAACAUUACAGGCAACACAACUUUGUCAAUACGAGAGAGAGAGAGAGAGAAAGACCAUGGUGCUCUCCGGCGGAAUGAUCGAGGGAGCUGAGCGGAGCAGCAGCACCAUGGCAGACAGAAGACAAUUGUUUGCUGAGAUGCGUGCUCUUCAGUUGGAUUCCAUCAGACUUUCCACCUACAGAACUGCAUGCAAGCUCCGAUUCAUUCAGAAGAGGUGCAAUUUGCACUUAGUGGACAUCUGGAACAUUAUCGAAGCCUUCCGGGAGAAUGGCCUUAACACCAUGGACCUCAACACGGAGUUCUCAGUGGCUCGACUUGAAGCAAUACUGUCCACGAUCUUCUUCCAGCUGAACAAGCGGAUGCCCACUACACACCAGAUCAACGUGGAGCAGUCUGUGUUACUUCUGCUCAACUUCUUGCUGGCGGCAUAUGACCCGGAAGGUCUUGGGAAGAUCUCGGUAUUUGUCGUGAAGAUGGCGCUUGCGACAUUAUGUGGAGGGAAGAUUAUGGACAAAUUAAGAUAUAUUUUUUCUCAGAUAGCAGAUCCCACAGGCAUGAUGAUCUAUUCCCAGUUUGACCAGUUCUUGAAGGAGGUGCUCAAGCUUCCCGUUACCGUUUUUGAAGGACCGUCUUUUAGCUAUACCGAGCAGACCGCUAGGACUUGCUUUGCGCAACAUAAACAGGUUUCUCUGAACAUGUUCCUGGACACCUUGAUGUCCGAUCCUCCGCCACAGUGUCUUGUAUGGUUGCCACUUAUGCAUCGGCUGGCUAAUGUCGAGAACGUCUUCCACCCAGUUGAGUGCGCCUACUGCCACAGCCAAAGCAUGAUGGGAUUUCGCUACCGUUGCCAACAAUGCCAUAAUUACCAGCUCUGUCAGGAGUGUUUCUGGAAGGGACAUGCUUCUGGCUUCCAUAGCAACCAGCACCAGAUGAAGGAAUACACAUCAUGGAAAUCUCCUGCGAAGAAGUUAUCGAAUGCUCUGAGCAAGUCUCUGGGUUGUGCCUCGAACCGGGAGCCAGCCAAUCCCAUGUUCUUCGAUGUUCCUGAGAAACCUUUAAACCUUGCUCAUGUGGUGCCUCCAAGGCCAGCGAACAGUGGGAACGAGUACACGCUGUCGCACACCAUGCCGUCCACCAACAAGCCCUUCAGAGUAGCCGGGAAUGAGGACGUUAAACAGAGAAAACUCCUGACUCGGGAUACUCCAGACCUACUGAAAGGGAAAGGGGUUCAGUACAGCCUUGAUAUUGCGGACAGACUUUCAGAUGAACAUGUUCUCAUUGGGUUAUACGUGAACCUCCUCCAAAAGAACCGCACCGGUUUGCUGGAAAGCAGGACGAAUAAUCAGGAUGAUGAGCACUACCUCAUUGCCCGCUAUGCUUCCCGAUUGGCUGCCGACAGAACAUCAGUGCAAUCCAGAGUGCCGACUGACCUGUCUCUCUCUCUGGACACGAACAAACAACAGAGGCAACUCAUCGCUGAACUGGAAAGCAAGAACAAGGAAAUCUUGCAGGAGAUCCAGCGGUUAAGACAGCAGCAUGAUGAAGCAUCGCAGCCUCUUGCGGACAAAAGCCAGCAAAACCCGACACUGCUUGCUGAGCUUCACCUUCUAAGGCAGCGGAAAGGAGAACUGGAAGACAGGAUGUCGUCUCUUCAAGAGAGUCGAAGAGAACUGAUGGUGCAGCUGGAACAGCUCAUGUUACUCUUAAAGGAGGAAGAACGGAAGCAGAAUCAGGGUCCAGGCUCCUCCUCUCGUUCCUCUCCAAGCAACACCGCCAGCAGCUCCAUCCCCACGCCUGUACCGUCAACUUCCGGCAACACGACACCCAGUCAGACGCCUCAGGACUCGCUCAUGGGGCUCGGAGGAGACGUCAUACAGGCUUUUGCUCAGAGUUCGAGACAAAACUUAAGAAACGACCUGCUCGUGGCUGCGGACUCCAUCACCAGCACCAUGUCCUCACUGGUUAAAGAGCUUCACUCGGAAGCAGGAAGCGAGUCUGACAGUAACGCUGAUGCAGAUGCUGAUGGACUCACGUCACGGGUGUUAGAUGAGGACCUAGAAGGAGAGGGAGGUUAUGAGAAGGAGCUGGAGCGGCGUCUGGAGAGAGAACUGAGGACGGACGAGAAAACAGCUGCUGGAGAAAGUCGAAAUGGCAGAGGAAUCACGCAGUACUGAAACGCUGAGCACUCGACAAUGACGACGGCUGAAUCUACUGAGCAUUAACACCACUCCUGUAAAUAUCCGCGACGAUCCAACAUCGUGUUUGAGAAAAAUACUGUGAACUGACGACUGACUCGGAGAUUAUGCACAGCAGAUAUAUGUCAUAACACCAUCAGUGCCAUAAAACGAAGAAACACCAAUACGGACGUUAUUUUGCCGACAUUUUGUGUACUGUACCUUCAGAAAGUGGCGGGAAAAUCAGGUUUAACAAAGCUGCUGUCUUUUAUAGCGUACGUCACACCUUGCACUGACUCGUCCGCGAACUAGCAAGCGUUCUUUCUUUCUUUCAAUCACGUUGGAUUCUGGUUCGGGUAUGUCCCGUUGGUUGGUCGCGCUUUUGUUUAAUUUGGAUUUUAAAAGAUUCAUAGAGCCAGUAAAAUCGCAAAUGACUACUACACUGCCUUAGCUGAGCGAAUCAGGUUAACCUUUGAAAAAUUCUCCUGAAUUAUUCGAAAAAAAAAAUUUCAUUAAAAACCAAAUUGCCCUUUCACACUGGUAUGCUCAAGUUCCGGUGGCGUUCAUUCCGGAAACAAGCAGCUUGAUGAAACGCUUGUGAAAAUGUUAAAAGAAGCUGACUCGCAUUCAAAAGUAUCGGAACAGAAAUUUCAUGUCUUUGAAAUGAUCUCGUCCACGUCAGACAUCGAAUUUCAAAUUUCAGCUACAGUUCUGAUAUUUCCUAAAAUCCUCAACUCUUAAAAACAUGGAGGUUUUUUUUUUUUGAAAUACAAAGUAGGUGAAAACCUGUCAUUUUGAAAGGUAGCUCUUACCCCUAGCAAGUUCAAAACAAAGCAAAAGAAAUGAAAUUUAUUUCACGUGACGUGUAUAUAAUGGCCCUUUUCCACUACCCUUUUUCAGCUCACUUCAGCCCGACAUGGCUCGCGUUUCGACUACCAAAGAACAGCACGACUCGGCUCGCUUCAGCCCUGCUUAGCCCCUAAAACUCGCACGGUUUUGGAGUGGGGCUGAAGCGAGCCAAAGCGAGCCGAGUGAGGCUGGGGGCGUGAGCAGACACUCCCCUGUGCACUGAUUGGUGAGGAGGAGUGUCCUCACAUGCCCACACACGCCCCGCGAGCACGCUGGGAUCUGUAAACACCGCAAACCCGGAAGAAGACGAAUUACGAGAAUUUCUGAAGCCUUAUGCGCCUCGCCUCAUCUAUACGCUCUUGCCAGUAUCUGUUGGCGUUGUCGGUGACAACAAGCCACAGCACCAAGACCAGCAACACUAACGACUCCAUGUUUAUUGUUUACUAUCCGGGUCGUGAGACUACCGCUUAAAAGAUCACUGAUGUCACUGUUUGCGCUGCUUAACGACAUCACGUGACGUCCACCCACUUUCGCUAACUCCACCCAAUGUGUCCACCCACUUCCAGCCAGCACGGUUCAGCGCGGUUGUAGUCGAAAUGCAACUCCAACAGCCCCACUCAGCUCGACUCAGCCUGACUCAGCACGGCACGGCUCAGCCCAACUCAGCCGCGUUGGUAGUGGAAAAGCGGCAUAAGAGAGUCCAAAUAUACAGUACCAGUUAAAAGUUUGUACUCCCCUACUCUACUCAUUGAGGUUUUUUUUUUUCUGUUUUCUACAGUGUUGAACAAUACUGAAGACAUCAAAACUAUGAAAUAACAUCAGGAACCUGCAGUACUAUGCAAAAGUCUUUGGCACCCUAUCUUUUUUUUUUUUUUUCCAUGCAAACUUGAUUGAUUUCUAUUUUAUGACUUCUACAUUAUCGAGUCAAAACAUUUUAGAUUUCCAAACAUUCGGUUUUUUUCCAGCACAAAAUUAAAUGUUACAGGGAAAAAAAAAAAAAAGCGUUGGUUUGUAUCUGAGCAGCAUAUUCCAUCGGAGAGCACUUUUCAGAUGAAAAAAGAAAACUGCAAAAGUUUUGGUGCAAAAUGAAGAAGCGAGUGUGACAAAGUGUCCAGAAGAACUGUGGCUGGUUCUGGAAGCUGCUCUAAAACCUACAGCUCAUUUCUGCAUAAAACUGCACUCACUGGACCUGAGAUUGCGGUUUUUGGUUUUUUUUUUUUAAUGCAAAAGGUCGUCUCACACCAAAUAUCUACUUUGCAUUUAUUCAUUUAUUAUGGCUUACUACUUUUUCACGUUGAAACAUUUCAUUUCAUUAUUUUUUAAGGCAGUUUUGGUCGACAGCAUUUCUUUACACGUGCGUAAGACUUUUGCACAGUCCUGUGGAUGGAAUUAUGUACGAAAUAAAAGUGUGAAACAAACAAAACGUUUGAUAGUUUAGAUUCUUCAAAGUAUCCAGCGUUUACCUCGAUGACGCUUUGCAUACUAUUGGCGUUAUCUUAACCAGCUUCGUGAGGUAGUCACCUGGAACGCUUUUCAAUUGACAAGUGUGUCGUGUCAAAAGAAUUAGUGGACGAGUUUCUUGUCUUCUUAAAGCUAGACCGCCUUUCAGAUUUUUCAAUUUCAGGUCAUAAAAAGAAUUUUUCCCGACACCUAAUUAUUUUUGUUUAGUGGACCCAAAGCUACUGAAUUUGAAUCAGAGACUUCAAAUUGUAUUAGUUUUCUUUUUAAACAGAACAAUUCAUGACUAUCUCCAAGUGGCCCUAAAUUCUCCGCUAUUUUUUCCUGCUUCACCAUGACCCAAUUCAAGAUACUACAUCAUGCAUCACAUCCCGUGGUGGGCUUUCCCUGUUCGCGCAAGGCAUUGUGGGAUACAAAUUUGAAACAGGAGAGAAAAAUGGAGGACGUGAGUGUGCGAAUGAAACGUGAAAGAGCGACUACAGUAACGAGCACCUCGGUGUGAUCAGCUGUUCGUUUAGCGACAGAACGAAGGUAAACCUGCGCAUGCGCACACGGACUUCCUCUGUCUGCUUGACUGCACGAAGCGAGCGAUUUCAUGCACAUUAUUUGCUUUAAUCCCCUCAAAUUAAAUAACUUCCAAGCCACGGAAUGGCCUGAUAUUUUUGAGAGAUUACAGAAAUAAACAUAUCACAAUCAAGAACCGCUCAACUAAGUAAAGAGAGACGGCAUCCAUCAUUACUUGAAGACAUGAAGUGACUUUUAAUUCAUAAAAAUAAAGAAAAACUAUUGAAUUAGAAGGCGUGUCCAAACUUUUGAUCUUUGUCAGCUUCCAAUCUGAGUUAAAACACUGUUAAUUAUCGUAUUUAAGCGCGCGCCUCUCAGCACAUGUCUAAAGUAAUUAAUUUUUUUGUGGACUAAAUGAAUACGAGUCUGGCGUUGUAAUUUAAAUUAUAAGACACUUUUCAAGGCUCAUGGUUUCAGCACAGCAGUUGUUAUAAAUAUGAUUUCUACACACUCCGCACACUUGAAACAAUAACCUGCUCACCAUUUUGAACUGAUCUGUUACAUUUUGCAUGGUGCAAAUAAAAAAAAUUCAAGAUA